Messenger RNA from Ilex paraguariensis (yerba mate), 2006 nucleotides. The record is from the annotation of a GenBank genome assembly. NCBI's taxonomy places the organism in Eukaryota, Viridiplantae, Streptophyta, Magnoliopsida, Aquifoliales, Aquifoliaceae.
AAAUCUAUGCGGACAUGGAAAUAUUCUAAUGGAGAAGACAGCACAGCAACACAGCCUUCUCUCUCUCUCUCUCUCUCUAUCUCUCUCUCUCUCUCGUUAAUCGAUCUUCCCCUUUUGUGUAAAACUUCGCAUUUAAUAUGCGAAAUCGACGAUGAAGUUGUAGUUUAGGCAUUGGCGUGUCUAACGAUUUGAAACUAUUUUAAUCGGUAUUCGCAAACUAGUUUAACUAUAAAUCCCCACCAACUUGGGGGCUGCGAUCAUUUGCAAACCCUUUUAAUAUGCAAUAUAAUCUUCACCUCUCUGCGACUUGAUGGCUUGGCCGUUUGUUCUAUUUAUUUCUCACACUAUUUUUGUAUCCCUGUAUGUAUUCAUCCUUCUCUCUCCUCUUUUUUGCUCGAAAAUAUUAUAGGGUUUGUGCAGAAAUACCUCAAAUAUGGUUUCAUGAAACCCUGACGACCCAUUUAAAACCCUAGAGAGUUGUGAACAGUGAUCAAUUUUACUUCUUUUUCAAUGCUGCUUCUCUAACCGUCCUUUUUGACUUCUCUGCUGCUUCGUUUAUCAGGAGGUUUCGAUGCAUAAUAACUCGACUGUUGGGAGACUGAUCUGAAGAUUUUGAAAAAGUUGCUUUCUUUUUCUCAUCUGGGUGAAUGAUUUUGUUUCCAAGAGUGUUUGACGGUGUUUGACCGAUGUCUGGACGAAAAGAAAAAGAAACUGAAGAAGGGGAGGGGGGAUUGGGUUAUGAUGGGGAUUCUAGUGAUGGAUUUUGCACCAGUGUUGGUAGUCCUCCAUCAAAAAGGAUUUAUGUGACUGAUGGUACAUCAUGUAAAAAUGGGCUCGGGCAUACACUCAGUGAAGGAGGUGCAGAGGGCCCAUCCCUUGUAGAACCUCAGGAUGCAGAUUACUCUUACAAUAUUCCCUCUCUCAGUUACGAGCUAGAGGGUCUGAUAUUGGCUAGGUUUCCUAGAUCAGAAUAUCGGAAGUUAUGCUUCGUUAACAAAAGAUAUCUAACUCUUUUGAAGAGUGGUGAGCUAUUUAACAUUAGGAGAGAUAUUGGCUUUAAAGAACCCUCUGUUUUCAUGUUGGCAAGUGGAGAGAGUAGUUGGUGGUCAUUCGAUCGCAAGUUUAAGUCGCGGAUGAAGCUUCCAGUUUUACCAUCAGAUUUUUGUUUCACAUCUGGGGAUAAAGAGUCACUUUGUGCAGGGACCCAUUUGCUUGUUUCAGGCAAGGAGAUUGAUGGUCUCGUCAUUUGGAGAUAUGAGUUGGCAAUGAACAGAUGGUACAAGGGUCCAUCUAUGAUCAAUCCAAGGUGUUUGUUUGCAUCUGCCACUUGCGGUACCUCUGCUUUUGUGGCCGGUGGAAUUGGUAUUGGAGCAAAGACAGGAAUCUAUGAUACUGCUGAGAAAUAUAAUCCAGACACUAGAUCAUGGGAUCCACUUCCGAGGAUGAAACUAAGGAGAAAGCUUUGCUCAGGGUGCUGCAUGGAUAAUAAGUUCUAUGUGAUUGGAGGGCGAAACGAGGAUGGAGAACUCACUUGUGGGGAAUUUUUCGACGAGGCAAACAACAGAUGGGAGCUGAUCCCAGGCAUGUUAAAGGACGAUCCAGUUUUAAGUUCUAACUCCCCACCUCUGGUUGCCGUUGUGAAUAAUGAGCUGUACUCACUUGAAACUUCUUCCAACCAGCUGAAGGUGUACUUAAAGAAAAGCAAUGCUUGGAAGCAGUUAGGGCCGGUCCCUGUAAGAGCGGAUUUCAACAGAGGUUGGGGUGUCGCAUUCAAGUCGCUAGGAAAUGAGCUGCUUGUAAUAGGUGCAUCAUCGGGUUUUUGUGCUGAUAAUUGCCUGGCUAUGUACACAUGCUGCCCAGAUCCUGAUGCCAUGGAACUGCAGUGGAGAGCUCUUGACAGUGGCAGAAAUCAGCUUAGUCACUUCAUUCUAAAUUGUUCUGUUAUGGUAGCUUGAACUAGAACUCAUGAGGAGUCUCCGCAAAGUUGUGUGAUAACAACAAGAGUA